GUAUUAGUUAAUCACAAAAAUUGUCCAUUCACUCUGGUUAUAAAUAUAAAUAGGCCUUAAUUAUAAAACUAUGCUGCAAGAAAUGGCUGUGCAUGGAUGGUUGCUAGUGAUAAGUGUCCUAGUUAUAGUGACAGUGAGUUUCGCAAGCAGCAAAUUACAAGGAGUUUCCCAGCAUAACAAUGUUGCAGCAUCCCCUCAUAGUAUAUGUUCCGGCGACUUCAGCUUCACCAAAGGUUACAGAUGCCAGGACUAUGAUGUGAUAACGGAAGAUGGGUAUAUAUUAAAAUUGUGGAGGUUCCGCGAAGGCCGAACAAAAGAGAGUCAGUGGGAAGGCAGGAAGAAACAGAAACAGCCAGUCUUCAUCCAGCAUGGAGUACUAAUGAACGGGCAAUGUUGGUUCGUAGUAAGCCAUGCAGAUCAAUCUUUACCAUUAGUACUUGUUGAACAUGGCUAUGAUGUCUGGGUUUCUAAUAGCAGAGGCACCACGUUUAGCCAACGACACAUUUCUUCAAAUAAUUUGAGUUUACCGGCUAAUUAUUGGGAUUUUACCUGGUCUGAAAUGGCAAGUUAUGAUUUACCAACUUUUCUAAAUUUCGUCUACCUCGAAACAGGGCAGAAAGUCCAUUACAUUGGUCAUUCCCAGGGAACUACGAUGAUGUUUGCUGCCUUUUCCGAAUGGAAAGUACAAGAGAGGGUAAAAUCAGCGACGAUGGUAGCUCCUGUCGUUUACUUAAAUCACAUGCCUUUUGGACUCGUCGAUGUAUUAGCCAAAGCCUACAUUGGUGAAAUAGCCGGAUCAUUUGGGAUACCAGACCUCAAUAUAAUGACAGAGCCAAUAGGCACCAUUGUUCGAGCUCUUUGUAAUGUUCCAGGAGUAGACUGCUUCGGUUGGAUCGUUUCACUCUUUACAGGCAUGAAUUGCUGCAUGAAUGCUUCAACUGUUGAACUUUGGUUCGGAAGCCAGCCACAACCUACACCGAUAAAGAACCUGGUGCAUUGGGCUCAAGGUGUCAGGAAACAAGUGUUUGGAAAAUAUGACUACGGUGAUCCUGCCACAAAUUUGGAACACUACGGAGUACCAGAGCCUCCUCCUUACAACAUCCUAAAAAUGCCAAAGGAUUUUCCACUCUUCCUCAUAUAUGGUGGCGGAGAUUUGCUUGCAAUUCGGAAGGACGUGCACAUUUUACUCAAUAAGUUAGGACCAGACCGUAAUAUUCGCGAGCUUUACAUUGAUAACUAUGCCCAUCUGGAUUUUCUUGAAGCAGUGAAUGCAAAAGAUCUUGUUUAUCCAGACAUUAUCAGUUUUAUGCGAGGAAUACGUUAAUAUAUAGAGAUAUGUCCGUAGAGUUGUUAAUUUGUCAAGCUAUCAGAUAUGGUGUGAUCAAAACAUUAGCCUGCCGGCCAGCUUAAUUAACAAGCUAAUUACUGUAUUAUUGUUUCUAUAUUAGUGUCACAUCAGAAUAAUACUUUAAGUAGUUAGUUAUGACCUCAGUUUCCAUUGUAGUAUUA
Daucus carota subsp. sativus is the source of this 1509-nucleotide messenger RNA. RefSeq names its product triacylglycerol lipase 2. Gene Ontology annotation, molecular function: hydrolase activity, acting on ester bonds. The transcript has 9 exons. Gene Ontology annotation, biological process: lipid metabolic process. The record is from RefSeq and is a predicted model, not a curated record. The coding region runs from base 71 to 1324 and encodes 417 amino acids. NCBI's taxonomy places the organism in Eukaryota, Viridiplantae, Streptophyta, Magnoliopsida, Apiales, Apiaceae.